CUUCAACCACAUCGCCAUCACUCUCUCCUACCCACUCUCCAUCACACCUCUCCUCUCUCUCUCCAGCGUGAUGCUCACAGCACUCCGCGCAGCCCGCGCCCCGCGCGCCCUCGUGAGUCUCAAUGCAUGCCACAGCAUCGCCCCGCACCCAUUGGCCGCCAUUGCCGCCGGCAGUUGCCCUCGAGAUUGCGUCGGCCUCGCGAUGAACAGCAAACCUUGCCCAGUCACAACGAACACUCCACUGACUUCAGCCCCGCGUCGCAACGCUCGCCCGCUACGUACAGACGGCAGCGGACAAGUCGGUGCCGCACGAUGAUGUCCCAGAGAAGGGUCACCAGGACUUCAAGAUCCGCCUUCACGAGGACACCUUCCAGGGCUACCUCUGCGACCCGCCUGAGGCCUUUGUUGAGACCAACAAGGACGAGCUCAUCCAGAUGUACGACCAGAUG
Cutaneotrichosporon oleaginosum is the source of this 449-nucleotide messenger RNA. RefSeq lists its product as uncharacterized. The record is from RefSeq and is a predicted model, not a curated record. NCBI's taxonomy places the organism in Eukaryota, Fungi, Basidiomycota, Tremellomycetes, Trichosporonales, Trichosporonaceae.